Molecule: messenger RNA, 2500 nt
Organism: Mercenaria mercenaria
Lineage: Eukaryota; Metazoa; Mollusca; Bivalvia; Venerida; Veneridae
Exons: 6
Coding region: 107-1090 (327 amino acids)
Source: RefSeq, a predicted model, not a curated record
ACUUCCUCUGUAUCUAUAUAUGUUUUACUGACAUAUCCUCUGAUUAUAUUCUAGCUCAAGAUCAGGAAAUUUUUACCACUUCCAAGUACGUUUAGAGAAAUGAAAUAUGAAGAUUGAUUUUAAGAGUUUGUGUUUAAUAAACGUGUGUUUUCAAGUUUGGAUUGUAACAGAAACACAGGGGCGACCAGGAUUCUGUGGCACUAACAAACCAGUUGUACGUAUUUGCCAUGGUGGCGAGUUGUUCCUGCGGUCAAGUGUCUUCAUUGAUACAUCACGUGUUCCGAAGAAUCAACAAAGCUCGUGCGAGUGUACCAUCUCACCGGCUGCUGAGAGGGUCCAAUUAGUAUUUUGGUACCUCGAUGCAUUAAAUGUAUCAGGCAUACAAAGUAUACAAUUUGAAAUCAACGGUAUUGUGCUGAACAGUUCGACAGAAUCAAGACGAACUAUAUUAAAUGAUGAAACGAAACUUACUUUCUCCACUACAAAACAGUUCAACAGCAGAGGAGUCUGCCUACGUGUUGCAACAGAUCCGCAGCAGUACUCCAGUUCAGAUGUCGAUGGUUACUUUAACAUAUCUUGCGCUGAACAAACCUCCAGAACAAUACAGGUGGAUCUGGGCACUCCUACUCCUCUUGCAGUUUCAAUAGUGUUGUCUGUGACUGGUGCAUUACUUCUCAUAUCCGGAGCAGUCAUACUUCUUGUUAUUGUAAAAAGAUAUCGGCUGGCAAAGAAAACAAUUCGAAAUGAAAGUGAACAUCCGCCUUCGUCAUCAGACUAUACUAGCCAAGGUCAAGGACGAAAUAACUACAAUUCCGGCGAACAGCAUUACCUCGCGAUGACAAACAAAGUAUCUAACGUAGGCAAAAAUGGAGAGUACGAGAUGGUUGGUGUAUGCAAAAAUCGUCAAUUGCAGAAACUGGCUGAGGAUCAAGGUCCGGGACAGAAGAACAAUAUGUCACAUAUCUAUGUAAGCAUGCACUCGCCGCUCGAUUUCCGCGGAAGUAGCAGAACUAACGUGACAGUUCCUGAAGGAAUUGAGCUGAGAGAUAAGGAACGUUAUGCGGAGCAUUUUUACGUGAAUAAAAAAUGACGACGACAUGCUCCCAAUCUAUAUAUUUUCACUAUACGUAUACCGAAUAGUAUUAUGGCGCUUUUAUUUUUAGCAACAUGUAAAUCAAACUUAGGUGAGUUCAGCUGCGCCCUCGUGAUAUAACUCCUUCGCAUCUAAACUCCAAACAAUGGUCUUAUGACAAAUCACUGUUUGGGAUAUAUCAUUUCAUAAAGUAGCGUUCCCGUUUAGAACAAAAUAUAAACGAAAUUCGAUCAAUGCUUAGGGGAUGAGUGAAAGUAAGUGACCCUUCUCACGUAGUCUGGCUACCGACUAGAUAAUCUUUUUUUUUUAGAAAGAAUAAUUCUGUUAUAUAUUCUGACUCAUCUGAUUAUCGUAUGUUUUGAGAAGACAAGCGACAUAAUUAUACAAAAUUUGAAUAGCCUCAGGAGUUAUCUCCUGUGAACAAAACACAGGGUCUGAACACAGACGGUUCGCGGUUCGAAUUUUGCAUCCGUCGAAAAACAUUUUUGCACUACAUAUAUCUUGUUAGUUUUUUCCUGGUUUAUUUCCGUAUAGUCAGGAGUAUCUUUAAAUUAGGCAAUAAAUGUACCAAAAUUUAUAACUUGGCGAUGAUAUUUAAUAUGAAGUAUCAGAUCGCCAUAACGUCAGUAUCACAGGAGAACUUAAAGAAGCAUUUCAUUAUACAACGCACAAAGGCAAAGUGUAUUUAAACAUUAUUUCGUGUGUUUAUUUUCUGGUAAAAUGACAUUCAAUUUUAAAAAAUAAAAAAUAAAGACAGUAUGUAAUUUUAAAGUACUUCAAGCCCGAAGAGGGGUGCAUUACCGCUCGUUCACACAGGCAUUGACGUAGUAUGUAUGGACCCAGUCUUAUGUAAUUUGUUUGUUUACAAUAUUUGGUAAUUUUUUGCUACUUUUUACCGGCCUUCUCCAGGUUCAUACUUGCCUCAUCUAACAGGGUAUCAUUUUAAACGUAAUGUCAGUUUUGCUAGUUCUUAUUAUGUUAGAUGUGUCAUUGUAUAUUUCUUUUGUACACUGUCAGCUGCUGUAUUUGUGCCUUUGUAUGUCAGUAUUGGCUUUUUAGCCUAUUUGAUUUGAAAUACAAAUGUCUGUCUGUCUGUCUGUCUGUCAUGUUAGAACGCCAUUAUACUGUGCGUUACCUAUAACUUGUAUAUUAUAAACAAUGUCACUCGGUGUAAAGCAAUAAUGGCCCGUCUAUUUAAUCGUUAUUGAGAUCAAGGACAUCUGUUUAUUAAGUUCUUCCUGCACCAGGAAGUUAUAUAUGUCUGUCUGUUCUUUCUGAAUAUAACCGUAUUCUUUUGAAAGGAUGUGACAUCAUUUUCUUUCAUUUUAUUCUUCAUUGUUAUUCAGUGAUUUUAUUUCCUUGUAGAAGGCACUGAAAUCAUUUUACAGCAUAUAUCAUUUUUACGUC